AUGAAGGUCACGUGCAAAACUUACCUAGGUGCGGGCGAUGGUGAUGUUACGCGUACAACACUCGUGUCGGGUGGCGCGCGGCGGACUGGCGGGCAGCAGCUAUCGUCGCCGCGGCAGCAGCGGCCCCCGUCCGCACCCCGCGCCGCGCUGCAUUCCGUGCGACCGCCCGGAGCCGUCGGCAGAGCCGCCGGUCUCGCUUCGCAUCCACAUCAUGGCUGCCUCAUACCUAACCACACCUCGGUCGGCACGCGCCAACACUCUUUAACCUCUGCGUGA
Molecule: messenger RNA, 276 nt
Organism: Leptosia nina
Lineage: Eukaryota; Metazoa; Arthropoda; Insecta; Lepidoptera; Pieridae
Source: the annotation of a GenBank genome assembly